AUGGAUCUUCUAAAUAACGAGUCAGAUGAAGAUUUUGAAGAUGGAUUGAUGCAAAUUUUGGGUACAUAUAUGUUACUAAAACGACUCAAGAAUAAGAAACAAACUAGACGUUACUGGGUGCAUGAAAUAAAUGAAAAGAGAAGUACGUGUGGUGAAUAUCAUGCUCUUUAUCAAGAUUUACUUAAUGACAGCGAAAGAUUUCAUAUGUAUUUUCGGGUUACUAAAACACAAUUUGAGGAAAUACAUGAAUUUAUUAAAAAUGAUAUACAAAAGAAAAGGACAACAUUUCGCGAAGCAAUCAGAACAAAAGAAAGACUUGCUGUAUGCCUCAGGUUUUUAGCCACGGGCAAUUCAUUUAGAUCGAUGGGAUUCAACUAUCGAAUGGGAUUCAGUACCGUACGAAACAUUGUGCAAGACGUUUGCAAUGCAAUUUGGAAGAAAAUGGGUCCUAUUUAUAUGCCCAAACCUACAACUGCAAUUUGGCAAGAAUCAGAAAAUGGUUUUAGAAAUUACUGGAAUUUCCCAAAUUGCUGUGGAGCAAUAGAUGGAAAACAUGUGAAUAUUAUUUGUCCUAUAAAUGGUGGUUCAAAUUACUGGAAUUAUAAGGGAACUAAUUCAAUCGUGUUACUAGCUGUAGUAGAUCCAAAGUAUAGAUUUUUAGUUGUGGACGUCGGAUCCUAUGGUAAAAACAGCGAUGGUGGCAUAUUUGAAAAAUCCAUUUUAGGAGAAUUAAUAGAAAAAGGAAAAUUAGAAUUGCCAGCCGCUAACCCUUUAACUCCAAAUUCAGAACCAUUGCCACAUGUGAUUGUGGCAGAUGAAGCUUUUCCCUUAAAACCAUUUUUGAUGCGACCCUGCAGUAAGAAUGACGUUCGUAACAAUGAACCCAAUAAAAUAUUCAAUUACAGACUCAGUCGUGCUCGACGAAUAGUCGAGAAUGCUUUUGGCAUCUUAAGAUCAAGAUGGCGUGUAUUUGCAGGUCCUAUGUCAGUACAACCUGACAUGGUCGACAAAAUAAUUUUAGCAACAUGUUGCUUACACAAUUAUUUGGGCACGGAUAAUUUACCCUCGAACUGUGAUCAUCCAGAGACAAAUGUGACAGAAUCUACCGCCUUUGACAAUUUAAAUCCAAUUCGUAGAAAUUCCACACAAUAUGCUUUUACAGUGAGAAACAAAUUCAAAGAAUAUUUUAACAGUGAAGGCGCCGUUCCGUGGCAGCUUGAUAUUGUGAGGAGAGGUAGACAACAUUAAUAACAUGGCUACUCUUCAAAAAAAUCACAAAACUAAGUUCAUACGAGAUAUAUGUAUAUUUAGUUAACAUAGGUCUUCGGGAUACCCAGAACGUGAAACCUUUUUUAAUGUAAAACACCAAAACCUAUAAAGUAGGAACCUCUUUGUGUCUGUGUUUUGUUUUAUCUUUUUUUAAUUUUUCGUUGUCAAAAAUAAGUCUUGCGGAAUACAACUCUCUUAUAUAAUUUUCACGAAGCAUUUUUUAUUCAAUUUUAUAUACAGUCCUAUCCAAUAGGUAUAUAUAUUCAAGUAAAAAAUAAGUAUAUUCUAUUUUGUAAUAAAUAAUAUUCGUAAUAAAACUUA
Molecule: messenger RNA, 1590 nt
Organism: Helicoverpa zea (corn earworm)
Lineage: Eukaryota; Metazoa; Arthropoda; Insecta; Lepidoptera; Noctuidae
Product: protein ALP1-like
Exons: 2
Coding region: 1-1248 (415 amino acids)
Source: RefSeq, a predicted model, not a curated record